Lathyrus oleraceus (garden pea) is the source of this 1922-nucleotide messenger RNA. The record is from RefSeq and is a predicted model, not a curated record. NCBI's taxonomy places the organism in Eukaryota, Viridiplantae, Streptophyta, Magnoliopsida, Fabales, Fabaceae.
ACAGAAGUAUAUUUUAAGUUAAAAACAACCUAGAAAAUGCUUUAGAAAAUAGACAUAAAUUAGUAAACACCCUUUUUAUUUUGAACAAACAAUUGGGCGCUGGUAGUACUGUCAGUAGUUUCAUUCUUGCCAUGCAUGUUCUUGUAAGAAGUAGAACAUUCGUAUGGAUUCCCGCUAAAAAUGCCAUCCUCAACCAUCGAUUUCUUGGAUCAGAACCAGAAUCAUACGCUAAACUCAUCGAAAUAUACGCUAAUGAUCGAGCACUGCAGCAAGGAAAAAAGCUUCACGCGCACCUAACCACGAACGGCUAUGCGCGUUUCAACCUUGUCGCAUCCAAUCUCGUAGCCUUAUACGCAUCCUGUGGCCAACUCUCCCUUGCGCGAAAACUGUUUGACAAAAUUCCCCCAACAAAUGUUCGCCGUUGGAUCGCCCUCAUCGGGACGUGUGCUCGCUGCGGCUUUUAUGAUCACGCUCUCUCCGUGUUCUCCGAGAUGCAAACUAUCCAUGGCUCGAAACCCAACAACGUCUUCGUGAUUCCUAGUGUUCUCAAAGCUUGUGGCCACAUUGGUUACCGAAUCUACGGAGAGCAAAUACAUGGUUUGAUCUUGAAGUGUUCGUUUGAGAUUGAUGCUUUUGUUUCGAGUGCGUUGAUUGUUAUGUAUUCCAAGUGUGCUAAAGUUGAAGAUGCACGUAAGGUGUUUGAUGGAAUGGAUAGGAAGGAUUUGGUGUCUCUGAAUGCUGUUGUUUCUGGGUAUGCUCAACAAGGGCUUCCAAAUGAGGCACUGGGUUUGGUUGAAAAUAUGAAAUUGACGGGUGUAAAUCCGAAUGUCGUGACUUGGAAUGCAUUGAUAUCUGGGUUUGCUCAGAAAUGUGACAGAGCAAUGGUAUCUUAUAUUUUCAGGUUGAUGAUUGAAGAUGGCGUUGAGCAUGAUGUGGUGUCCUGGACUUCUGUUAUAUCUGGUUUUGUACAGAACUUUCUAAAUGAGGAAGCUUUUGAUAUGUUUAAGCAAAUGUUGCAUCAUGGGUUCUGUCCAACUUCGGCUACUAUCAGUGCGCUUCUUCCAGCUUGCGCUACUGCAGCAAGAGUGAGGUUUGGGAAGGAGAUUCAUAGCUAUGCUUUGGUGAUUGGUGUGGAGGAAGAUGUAUAUGUAAGGAGUGCUUUGGUUGAUAUGUAUGCAAAAUGUGGGUUCAUUUCUGAAGCUAGGACACUGUUUUAUAAGAUACCGGAAAAGAACACUGUGACUAUGAACUCUAUGAUUUUCGGUUAUGCGAAUCAUGGGUAUUGCGAAGAAGCUAUUGAGCUCUUCAAUCGGAUGGAGAUGGAAGGGGUAACCAAACUAGAUCAUUUAACUUUUACGGCAGCUCUUACCGCAUGUAGUCAUGUUGGAGAUAUUGACCUUGGGCAGAGGCUGUUCAAGAUAAUGCAAGAGAAAUACUGCAUUGAGCCACGAUUGGAGCAUUAUGCGAGCAUGGUGGAUCUAUUUGGUCGAGCAGGGAAACUCGAGGAAGCUUAUGGCAUAAUCAAGACAAUGCCGGUUGAACCUGAUUUGUUUGUUUGGGGUGCACUAUUGGCUGCUUGUAAAAAUCAUGGGCAUGUGGAGCUUGCAGAAGUGGCUGCCAAGCAUUUGUUGGAGUUAGAACCUGACAGUGCUGGGAACCGUCUUCUGUUGUCCAGCUUGUAUGCCGAUGCUGGAAAAUGGGGAAGGGUUGAGCGGAUCAAGAAAAGGAUAAAGAAGGGAAAACUAAGAAAACUUCAAGGAUUGAGUUGGAUAGAUAACAAUGUAUAAUAACUAUUAUUGGUAGGUGAGUGAUUGUUUAUGUUGGAGGUUCCUUUGCAAAUUCGUUCAAUAGAAAAAGCCAAGAGGAUUGUAAUAGUACAAUUCACUUAAGAAAAAUUCAAUAUAUAUUAAAUAUUUAUUAAA